CAGGGGCCGACACCAGGGGGUUUUCGAAGCAGCUGUCACGAUGCUGGGCUCCCUCGUGUUGAGAACAGCGCCGGCGCCGCGGCUCCUCCUCCGGCUACUCAGGUCCUCAUCGCUCCGGAGCCAUGGAGGUGCCCCCGAUCGGAGCAUGACCACCGGGGACCGCGGUGAGCCGCAGUGGCUGAGGGAGGCCGCUUGGGGGCGCCCUGGAACAACGCCAACCUUGCUUCCCGGCCGAGGGGCAGCCACCUGGGGGCGCCGAGAAGGACUCACCGAGAUCCAUUGCCUCGCGGCCGCCACGUGGGGACGCCUUCCUAGUCCCGAAGAAACAGUCCCGGGACAGGACAGCUGGCAUGGGGUUCCCAACAGGUCCGGACUGGGCAUGUGGGUCCUGGCCACAGCGCUGGUGGUUCAAUGCUACAGCAAGAGUCCAUCCAACAAGGAUGCAGCCCUGAUGGAAGCUGCUCGUGCCAACAACAUGCAAGAAGUCAGCAGGCUUUUGUCAGAAGGUGCAGAUGUCAAUGCAAGGCACAAACUUGGCUGGACAGCACUCAUGGUGGCAGCCAUCAACCGAAAUGACAGUGUGGUGCAGGUCCUACUUGCUGCUGGGGCUGACCCAAACCUUGGAGAUGAUUUCAGUAGUGUUUAUAAGACCGCCAAGGAGCAGGGAAUCCAUUCUUUGGAAGUCCUGGUCACCCGAGAGGAUGAUUUCAACAACCGGCUGAACAACCGCGCCAGCUUCAAGGGCUGCACAGCCCUGCACUAUGCUGUCCUUGCCGAUGACUACCGCACCGUCAAGGAGCUGCUUGAUGGAGGAGCCAACCCCCUGCAGAGGAAUGAAAUGGGACACACACCUUUGGAUUAUGCCCGAGAAGGGGAGGUGAUGAAGCUUCUGAGGACUUCUGAGGCCAAGUACCAGGAGAAGCAGCGGAAGCGUGAGGCUGAGGAGCGGCGCCGCUUCCCCCUGGAGCAGCGACUGAAGGAGCACAUCAUUGGCCAGGAGAGUGCGAUCGCCACGGUGGGUGCUGCAAUCCGGAGGAAGGAGAAUGGCUGGUACGAUGAAGAACACCCUCUGGUCUUCCUCUUCUUGGGAUCAUCUGGAAUAGGAAAAACAGAGCUGGCUAAGCAGACAGCCAAAUAUAUGCACAAAGAUGCCAAAAAGGGCUUCAUCCGGCUGGACAUGUCUGAGUUCCAGGAGCGACAUGAGGUGGCCAAGUUUAUCGGGUCCCCACCAGGCUAUGUUGGCCAUGAGGAGGGUGGCCAGCUGACCAAGAAGUUGAAGCAGUGCCCCAAUGCCGUGGUGCUCUUCGAUGAAGUGGACAAGGCCCAUCCGGAUGUGCUCACCAUCAUGCUGCAGCUGUUUGAUGAGGGCCGGCUGACAGAUGGGAAAGGGAAGACCAUCGACUGCAAGGAUGCCAUCUUCAUCAUGACCUCCAAUGUGGCCAGCGACGAGAUCGCACAGCACGCUCUACAGCUGAGACAGGAAGCUCUGGAGAUGAGCCGCAACCGUAUCGCUGAAAACCUUGGGGAUGUCCAGAUUAGUGACAAGAUCACCAUCUCAAAGAACUUCAAGGAGAAUGUCAUUCGCCCCAUCCUGAAAGCUCACUUCCGGAGGGAUGAGUUUCUGGGACGGAUCAAUGAAAUCGUCUACUUCCUCCCCUUCUGCCACUCGGAGCUCAUCCAACUAGUCAACAAGGAACUGAACUUCUGGGCCAAGAGAGCCAAGCAAAGGCACAACAUCACACUGCUCUGGGACCGCGAGGUGGCAGAUGUGUUGGUUGACGGCUACAAUGUGCACUAUGGUGCCCGCUCUAUCAAGCAUGAGGUAGAGCGCCGCGUGGUGAACCAGCUGGCAGCAGCCUAUGAGCAGGACUUGCUGCCAGGGGGCUGCACUCUGCGCAUCACCGUUGAGGACUCGGACAAACAGCUACUCAAGAGCCCUGAACUGCCCCAGGCUGAGAAGCGCCAACCCAAGCUGCGGCUGGAGAUCAUCGAUAAGGACAGCAAGACCCACAAGCUGGAUAUCCGGGCACCUCUGCACCCUGAGAAGGUGUGCCACACCAUCUAGCAUCUACCUACCUGCCUUCAUGUUUCCACAUCAUCCAAUAAAGGCCCCUUGGCUGUGGCAUGUGGCAGCUGACCUAUCUUCCGCUCACAUGCUCACCCCCUCACAGCCCCUGGAAGACCCCUCCGUAGCCCCAAAGCCUGAAGAAGGAAUUUUGCCCUACCCUGGCCCCUAUGUUAUGGGUCCAUAAGCUGCUUACAAGUCUGCAGGAGAGGAGCUGCCUUUUCACUCCCUUCAAGGCAAGGAGGAGGGAGGUCCCUUACCUCUAUCCUUCAGCAUGAUUCCCAUACCCUUACAGUUGAUGGAACUUUAUCAUGUUCCCAGGAAGCUCCGAAGUAUGGCAGCUGAGAACAGAUCUGGCUGGAAGAAGAUAGGGACCAGGCUGUGACCUGCUACCUUCUGCUUGCCCUCUAAUCAACUCAGUCCCCAGAACGUAACCCCUGAGAGAGGAAGAAGAGUGGAGAGGACCAGGCACAGGCAGUUCUGCAAUUUAGUCUAUAGCCACCUCUUUCCCAUGCCCUAAAAUUCUAAGGGGAAGGGCCCAUAGAACCUUUCCCCUUUCCACUGCUGUAUCAUGCCCAUUGUUCCUUUCCACCCCAUGUUCUGGGAACUGGCUAGACCAUGUUUCUCCAGCCUUGGGACUAGGCCAGUGUAGGGCACCUCUAGGAGUGGAGCUGACUGGUUCAUUACCCUGCCCUACUCAGACUGGACAGAAGUCCCAGAUGACCAAGCAAGCUCAGCUACAGGGGCCUCCUUCAGGAGACUAACAAUGUAUAUACAUUGGGAAGCUGUAGGGGGAGAGAUUAUGGGGUUAGGCUCUGCCCAGAUGGCCACGGAGUCUGCUUCAGCCUACAUAUACUGCUGUCCUAGCUAAGUUAGCCUGGAAUAAACAAGCAAUGUAUUCAGUCUGCAUGUUAGUCACUAAGCAGAAGGUCUGGACACUCCUCAGACCCAAGGACAUUCCUCAGACCAGCUGUUUCAACCUCAGCUUAGCAGGCCACAGCAAGGCCCAGUGCAUCUUUGGGCACCAUCUGUUGUAGCCACCACUGAUAACCACUCCUUCUACCCUCUACCUGCAGGGCCUUUACAGAACCCUCCUGUGGUGUUAGCCAGUCUCUUUCAGGAAGUAGAGGAUGGUGGCAGGAAUCAAAGUCCAUUGGGCAGUGGAAGAAUGACAUAACAGUAUGGUGGGUAUGAGGCAGUCAGAAGCCAGGGCAUGGGCUCCAGCAGAUGCUCCGCCAAUCAUCCCUCAGGAACUGUGUUGGCUGCUCCCUACCUCAGUGACUGCAGUUCUUUCUGUUGUUGCUUUUUACUUUUUAUUUUGAAAUUAUUUUAGACUCAGAAAGUUGCAAAAAUAGUAGAGUUCCCAUAUGUUCUUUACCCAGCUUCUCCUAAUAUUAACAUCUUAUAAAACUAUACUGUAAUGAUUAAAACUAGGAAAUUAAUAUUAAUGCAGUACUACUAACAAGCCUAUAGACAUUCUAAUUUUGCCAGUUUUCCCCCUGAUGUUCUUUUCCUGGCCCAGGAUCCCACACUGCAUCUUGUUGUCAGGUUUCCUUCAUCUCCAUCAGCCUGUGGCAGUUUCUCCAUCUUUCUUUGUCUUUCAUGACCUUGACACUUUUGGAGAGUCCAGGCUGGUUAAUUAUAGAAUGUCCCUUAACUUGGGUUUGUCUAAUGUUUUUGCACAAUCAGAUUGAGGGUCUGCAUUUUUGGCAAGAUUACUGCGGAAGUAAUGUUGUGCCCUUCUUAGUGUCUUCGAGCAGGGGGUGAUGUUAACUUUGACCACAUGGCUAAGGUGAUAUGUGCCAGGUUUCUCCACUGAGAAAUUAUAAAUUUUCCCUUUGAAAUUAAUAAGAAAAAAAAGAAAUUAAUAAGGAUCUUCUGGGGAGAUGCUUUGAAGCUGUGUAAAUGUCUUCUUUAUCCUUAGAAUUUUGCCUACAGAUUUUGGCAUCCAUCAUCAAUGGUUCUUGCUUACAAUUAUUAAUGUUGUAUUUGCCUAAUGAUUUUGAUUUCUUAUUUCAUGUAUAUUUAUUAAUUGGUAUUCUACUGUAAGGAAGAGCCAUCCCUUUUCCCCCAUUCAUUUAUUCACAUUGAUAUCAACAUGAACUAAUGAAUAUUUGUAUUAUUCUGUGGGUUAUAAUCUAAUACUAACAUAGUUUUAGAUUAUAAUAAAUACUAAUAGUUGCUCAAAUUGGCCCAGAUUUGGCCACUGGGAACCCUCUCAAGUUGGCUCCUGUGUUGUUUCAACAUUGCCCCCAUCAUUUUUUGAGCACUUCUUACUUUCCAGCACUACAAGGUGUUCCAGGCUCACUCACAUUUUCCCUGUCCCAGCCCUGACAUCAGCCACUUCUUUAAGAAGCUGUGGCAGGUGAUUUAAAUUUUAUCCUUUUAAUAGAUUGUUUUUUAAUUAAGCUUUUUAAUUGAAAUAUACAAUUGACCCUUGAACAGCAUGGGUUUGAACUGCACAGGUCCACUUAUACAUGGAGUUUUUUCAAUAAAUAUAUUGGAAAAUUUUUUGGAGAUUUGCAACAAUUUGAACCUAGAAAUAUCAAAAAAUUUUAAAGUUAGGUAUGUCAUGAAUGCAUAAAAUAUAUGUAGAUAGUAUAUAUUAUCAUUUACUACUACCAUAAAAUAUGCACAAAUCUAUUAUAAAAAAUUAAAAUUUAUCAAAAGUUAUGCACACACAGACCAUGGCACCAUUCACCAUUGAGAGAAAUGUGGAAAACAUUUUCUCUUUUCUAGCUUUAUCAUAAGAACAUAGUAUAUAAUACAUAAACACUAAAAAUAUGUUAACUGUUUAUGUUACUGGUAAGGCUCCCAGCCAACACUAGGCUAUUAGUAGUUAAGUUCUAGGAGAGUCAAAAAUUAUAUGCAGAUUUUUGACUACACAGGGUAUUGACACCCCUAAGCCCUGCAUUGUUCAAGGGCCAAUUGUGUAUAUAUAUAGAAAAGUGCACAAAUCACAAGUAUAGAGUUUAAUGAAUUAUUACAAAGUGACCACACACCCCAGUAGCUAUCACUCAGCCCAAAAUAUAAACUGCUUCAGACCAUGGGAAAAGAUGGAGAGAUACUGAAUGGAUUUUUUUUUUUUUAAGCCAGUGUACUCAAUCCCGAUAAAGUGAUAAAAAGAAUACCAUAGCUUAAUCUCACCUAUGACUGUAGAUGCAAAAAUUCCAAAUAAAAUCAAAUUUGAACUAUACACCAUAAUCACAUAAAGUUUAUUUCAGCAAUACAGGGCUCAGUGUCAGGAAAUUUAUUAAUAUGAUUAACCACAUCAAGAACUUAAAUAUUAUUUAGAUGUUUAGAGUAAUAGUGUUGGUGUUAAUGUUUUUCUUUUUUUUUUUUUAAGAUGACCGGUGAGGGAAUCUUAACCCUUGGCAUGGUGUGUCAGCACCAUGCUCACCGAAGUGAGCUAACUGGCCAUCCAUAUAUAGGAUCCAAACCCAGGGCCUUGGUGUUCUCAGCACCACACUCUCCCGAGUGAGCCACAGGCCGGCCCUGGUGUUAAUUUUUUAAUUUUUAUAAUUAUACUAUGAUUAUGGAAAAGAAUGUCCUUGUUUUUAGAAAAUUACACAAGUAUUGAGAGGAAACUUUAAAUUUAAAUUUAAAUUAAACUUUAAAUUUUUUAUAUACAUAAAUACAUACCCAUACAUAUAUAUGAGAGUAUUUCAAAAAGUUUGCUGAAAAAUAAAAUUAAAAGAUAAUACAAAUCUUUCCAUGAACUUCUUAAAGUACCCUUAUAGGUAUGUACACACAUACAUAUAUACAUACACAGAAUGAUAAAGCAAAAGUAAAGUAUUAACAUUUGGGAAAUCUGAGGGAAGGGUAUACAGGAAUUCCUUGUUGUUGCAACUUUUCUGUAAAUCUAAAAUUAUUUUUAAAUAAAGUUUUUUAAAUGAAAGGAGAUGAAACAUGAUUAAAUCAGUAUAGGCUGAAAUCAUUUGGUAAAAUUUUGCAGCUUUAAGUACGAUUUGAUCAAAUUAAAGCUCUAAGGAAAAUGAUUUGAAUAUGAUAGAUCAUCAGAAACCAAUAGCAAACAUCAUUUUAAAUUGUAACUACUAAAACCAUACCAAAGUCUGAAAAAGACAGGAUUUAAUGUUGCUCUGAAGGUUCAGAUAAGAGCAAUUAGGGAAGAAAAUAAAUCAGUGUAAAUAUUGGAAAAUAAUAAAUUAUCUUGUUUUGCUGAUAUAUGACUAUGUAUUUAGAAAAUCCAAAAGGCUUAUAGUAAAAACCUAUUAGCAUUAAUAAGGAAAUUUGUAAGUGACUGAAUAAAAGAUAAAUGUACAAAAAUCAGUCACUUUUCUCUGUUCUAGCAAUAAUCACCUAGAAAUAGUAACAGAAGAAUUGAAACAAGUAGGUGUGUAUAUUUGCUCAUAUAUACAUAAACUACCUCUGGAAGAUUGGGUGAUUGAGGGACAGCAACAGGAGGGAAACUUCACUAUAUUACUUUUUAAUACCUUUUUUAUUAAGUUUUGAACCAUAUUAAUGUAUUGCCUAUUCAAAAUUACAAAAUACUGAAGAAUAACAAGAAAAUUAUAUUGAAUGGCAUAAGACAAGAUUGGACAAGUGAAAAGCUUUGUUCUUGGAGAAGAUGACUUAAUUAACAUCAUUAAAAUGUUGAUUCUUAGUAUAUAAUUAAAUGCAAACCUAAUGAGGCUCAACAGCAUUUUUAAUUGAAUAAAGUUAACUAAAGUCA
This is a messenger RNA of Cynocephalus volans (Philippine flying lemur), 6758 nucleotides long. RefSeq names its product ClpB family mitochondrial disaggregase (gene CLPB). Bases 41 to 2065 code for a protein of 674 amino acids. Gene Ontology annotation, molecular function: protein binding; ATP binding; ATP hydrolysis activity. Gene Ontology annotation, cellular component: mitochondrion; cytoplasm. The record is from RefSeq and is a predicted model, not a curated record. NCBI's taxonomy places the organism in Eukaryota, Metazoa, Chordata, Mammalia, Dermoptera, Cynocephalidae. Gene Ontology annotation, biological process: cellular response to heat. The transcript has 16 exons.